GAAAACGAAAAUGUCAAAUUUGAAUCCUUCCGUGGAGGACCAAAUAGCCGUCGGCACCGAGGCCAUUCUGGACAGUCCUCAUGUCACCGUGGGGCCGGGUCGGGUGGCGAACGCACCUGUUCCAAGCGUCUUCGUCGACGAUCGCGGCGACAUUCAUCGGCUGAGAGUUGGGCACAGGCGUAUUAACCUUCUCUACAGCAAAGAAUCAGUCAUGCGUUCAGGGUAUCUUCAUCACCAACCAACGCACGAUUUUGUCGUGACAGGAAAGGUCGAAGUAUGGUAUUUGACUCAGAAAACAACGGAAAAGAAAAUUAUCGGCCCUCGGGAGUACUUUUCCAUUCCAAGUUAUGUCCCACAUAUUCUUUUCUUUUUGGAAGACACAGUUCUCGUUGAAUGGUGGGACUCCAGCGAUGUUCAGUGUUGGUAUUACCAUCCGUAUCGGAAAAUUGUGGAUGUCCAAAAUUCGUUAGUCUCUUCUAGUACGGGGCGUCAUCAGCUUCUCGUGCCGCAAGAUUACAACGUCGACAAGCCGUUGCCUUCGAAUCGCAACGAUUUUGUGUAUGCAGCACUGGGGGUUGUAUUUGGUUUAGUCGUUGGAGUUGUAAUAGGAGAACGCAGACGAUUGGCUUAGUCAAAAAUAGGACCGUAACCAAACCUUUCACAUUUUUGGAUUUUCGAU
This is a messenger RNA of Phaeodactylum tricornutum CCAP 1055/1, 679 nucleotides long. RefSeq lists its product with no specific name. The transcript has a single exon. The coding region runs from base 11 to 631 and encodes 206 amino acids. NCBI's taxonomy places the organism in Eukaryota, Bacillariophyta, Bacillariophyceae, Surirellales, Neidiaceae. The record is from RefSeq and is a predicted model, not a curated record.